UAUUAGUUAAUUUAUCGUGAAAAGAAAAAGUUGGCGAUAAUCUGCCGAAAAUAGUGAAUACGGUUGCUGGGAAACAGGGCGUCGUUGGAAAACUGACAAUUACCUGAAGGUGAUAUAUAAACUGUCUAAUCGCGAACUUUGUGAAAACAAGGAAUAACGAAAAGGAAGAAAUUUGUUGGAAGAUUCAAAAAAAGAAGUGAAUAAACAAAAAAAAAACGAUACGAACGAAACAACAUUCAACAACAUUUUUACAAACGAAUUUCAAUUUAAAUAUCAAGAGAUGGCACCAAUCGUUGGAACAUAUCAACACGAACGUAAUGAAAAUAUUGACGAAUACUUCAAAGACUUAGGAGUACCAUAUAUUGCACGAAAAAUGAUGGGUUUGGCAAGUCCACGUUUAGAAAUUUCAAACGAAGGAGAAAAAUGGACAAUUCGUACCGUAUCUAUGAUGCGUACAAUAGUAUUAACGUUUGUUCUUGGAGAAGAAUACGACGAAGGUUUGCCUUCCGGUGAAACAUUAAAAAAUGUUACAACAAUGGACGGUGACAGUCUCGUGACGGUAUCAUACAGGCCUGAUAACAGCAAAAUCGUGCGGAAAUAUGAUUUCACUGACGAUAGUGUCGUCUUGACGAUGUCUAGCGAAAAGAGUGAAAUAAUGGCAAAACGAUAUUUCAAACGACUUCCAUAAAUCGUUGACUACAUCUUAAUGAUUUUUUAUUUAGUACAGAUAUAACCAUAUAUAUAUAUAUAUAUAUGUAUGUGUGUGUGCGCGUGUAUGUGUAUAUAUAUUUUAUGUACACUCUUUUGAUAAUAUUUUCAUUUAUUGUUCUCUUUAUAUAAUAAUUCUAUAAAUGAAAGAAAAUAAAUAAAAAUUAAUAAAAUGAUUAAUAAUAUUAUAUUUUAAAUAUCUGUUAUUGCUUAUCUGUUAUCAAGUCACAUGUUACGUGAUAUGCGGUGAAUAUUAAGGUAGAUAUAAAAAAAAAAAAAAAAAAAAAAAAAAGAA
This is a messenger RNA of Vespa velutina, 1003 nucleotides long. RefSeq names its product fatty acid-binding protein, adipocyte-like. Gene Ontology annotation, biological process: fatty acid transport. The coding region runs from base 281 to 688 and encodes 135 amino acids. The record is from RefSeq and is a predicted model, not a curated record. Gene Ontology annotation, molecular function: fatty acid binding. NCBI's taxonomy places the organism in Eukaryota, Metazoa, Arthropoda, Insecta, Hymenoptera, Vespidae. The transcript is spliced from 5 exons. Gene Ontology annotation, cellular component: nucleus; cytosol.